Messenger RNA from Cottoperca gobio, 1980 nucleotides. RefSeq names its product RIO kinase 2 (yeast) (gene riok2). The record is from RefSeq and is a predicted model, not a curated record. NCBI's taxonomy places the organism in Eukaryota, Metazoa, Chordata, Actinopteri, Perciformes, Bovichtidae. Gene Ontology annotation, biological process: maturation of SSU-rRNA; protein phosphorylation. Gene Ontology annotation, cellular component: cytosol; nucleus; preribosome, small subunit precursor. Gene Ontology annotation, molecular function: ATP binding; protein serine/threonine kinase activity. The coding region runs from base 168 to 1736 and encodes 522 amino acids. The transcript is spliced from 10 exons.
UACCGUGCGUCAAGAUGACGUCGAACGUAAACCCGAAGUGACGUUCUCUCCGUUCCCCUAACCUCCGCCUUGCACGUGUGUUUACUAAAAAUGUGGACGACUGAGUUUAAGAAGUAAUAGUGAUAAUAUUCUCUAAACACAGUAAUUGUUUGUUAUCCGGUGUAAACAUGGGGAAGCUGAAUGUCGUGGUGUUGAGAUACUUAUCUCGAGAUGACUUCCGAGUCCUCACAGCGGUUGAGAUGGGGAUGAAGAACCAUGAGAUCGUUCCAGUGAGUCUCCUGUCCUCCAUCGCUAGCCUCAAACACGGCGGGUGCAACAAGAUCCUCAGAGAGCUUGUCAAACACAAACUUGUGGCCUAUGAACGCAGCAAAAGUGUGCAGGGAUACAGGUUGAACAAUGGAGGAUAUGACUACUUGGCUCUGAAGACCUUGUGCUCUAGAGAAGUGAUCAUUUCAGUUGGCAACCAGAUGGGUGUUGGUAAAGAGUCAGAUAUCUAUAUUGUGGCUAGUCCGAACGGCGAGCAGUAUGCUCUGAAGCUUCACAGAUUGGGUCGUACCUCCUUCAGGAACCUGAAGAACAAGAGAGAUUACCACCAACACAGGAAGAACAUGUCCUGGCUCUACCUCUCUCGCCUUUCUGCCACGAAGGAGUUUGCCUACAUGAAGGUAUUGUAUGAUCGGGGCUUUCCCGUUCCCAAACCUGUGGAUUAUAACAGACAUGCAAUAGUGAUGGAGCUCAUCAAUGGAUAUCCACUGUGUCAGGUGCAUAAGCUGCAGGAUCCAUCAUCCCUGUACAAUGAGUUCAUGGAGCUCAUAGUCAAACUGGCCGAUCACGGCCUGAUCCAUGGAGACUUUAACGAGUUCAACCUCAUGCUGGACGACCAGGACCACAUAACUAUGAUUGACUUCCCUCAAAUGGUGUCCACCUCACAUCUUAAUGCUGAAUGGUAUUUUGACAGAGAUGUCAAAUGUAUCAGAGAUUACUUUGCCAAACGCUACAAUUACGAGAGCGAGCUCUACCCAACCUUCAAAGACAUCAGGCGGUCUUUUUCUCUAGAUGUCGAAGUCUCAGCUAGCGGCUUCACCAAAGAUAUGGAGAGAGAUGCUGCGUUGCUACACCCAGCUGGACCCGAGGAUGAGGAAGAUGAUGAAGAGGACGAUGACGACGAAGAGGAAGGCGACGACGAAGAGUCAACGAACGAGGAAGUAGAAAAAGAGGAGGAGGAUGUUGACGUGGAGGAAUAUAAACAUGCAAUGCUGGAACUGGAAGGUCUGAAAAUCAGCGACUCGCAUGCAGACAUACAAGAAGAGCAGAGUGAGAAAGGGGAAGAACAAAAAGAGACUGAGACGACAUCUACUGCGAGAAGGGAUGACGAGCCAGAGAAGGACUUAGUGGAAGAGUUGAAUGAGGCAGAGGAUGAGUGUCCAGAGCUGGCAGACCUUUCUACCUCCAACAAAGAUUUCAAACCAUUCAGAGACUCGGACAGUCUUCUACACAUGGCAGAACACAGGAGGACGAGGACAGACAGUGAUUGCACAAUGGGAAGCAUCGGGAGCUGUUCUACAAUACCACCAGAGAUAGUCCGUCAGAAGGUGCGGAGGCAGCUCUCCAAACAGCAGAAGUCAGCACAGAGGAGACGUCUGCAGAAGGGAGAAGCCAACUUGGUGACCACAUCAACCAGAGAGCACCAAGAUAACAUCAAGUCUAGUAUGGAGACCGCCUCCUUCUGGGGAUAACUGGCACGGCAGAGAUGGACAGACGGAAUUCAUGUCGACAUACUUUUUGUGCUCCCUACUGUUAUGGGAAAUGCACGAGACAAGAGUGAAAACGGACUGAAUGAUUUUAGCAAGUCACCAUAAUGUCAAGUUUUCUAUUUGAACUGUAGUGAACUAUCACGUUCAACAUACAGUCUAAUGUAUAUAUUGACGACUUAUAAUGAAGCUGUAUGUUUGAUAAUAAAACCCUUUUAAACAUUACUGA